AUGGGACGACUUUCGCAGAUCACGAACAGGCUGCGGGGGAAGCAUAAACCCGACGGCGCAUCCAAGGCGGCUAGCGGAGUCUCAUCUCCGCCUGCGACCCUGCCAACCGCACCAGCCUUACCGUCCGCGUCGGCGCCAGCUUCCGCUUCCGAAAUCCCCCCGGUCCCGACAAUUAUCACGCAUCCGCCUCCCGAGCAGAUCGUGCUGUCUGCUCCACAACCUCCGAACCCCACUCCCGCCUCGCCGGCCCCAACCCUCCGCCCUGCCACCACUUCCGACACGGCCUCUUCCCCAAGCCACGAUGUCGAUCCGUGGGGCCAGGCAUACAAGAUAUUCCGGGAGCGGGAGCCCGAGCUGAUGGCAGACUACGCGAAGCAUCUGGCCUCCGUGCAAGGCGACCCCCCAGCCAGCAUCGACCUUUCAGUGCCGCGGUCCGUCGAGUCAAUCGUGACGCAGCUGUUAGAAGAUCGGGAGAAGAAGCAGUGGCAAGUCUCGCUUCUGGGGAGGGAUAUAAAGAUACGAGAGCAGGCGGAGAAGUUGGCAAAGUUUCUCCUCUGGUCCGACCCGAUAGUCAAGGACGCUCUCAGCGCUCAGCCGUACGCGGCGCUGGCAUGGACCGGUGUUUCGUUGCUUCUCCCCGUAGGCUUCAAUUUAAUCGGCGACCUCCAAAUAUAUUGGCGAAUCUGCGAAGAGACCUAUCUCCAAUCCGAACAUCGACAACAUUACGAACGCCUUGUCGAACCCUUGGCCAAGGUCUAUUCGUACAUCAUCGAAUAUCAAGCCCGCGUCAUAUGCCAUCUCUCCAUAGCCCAACUCUCGCGCGCGUGGCAAAACGUGGCCGGCUGGAACGACUGGGAUAAUAAGGCAGCAGAGAUUGAUAAGUUGAGGGAAAUCAGGGAACGCUGGAACUGCCAGCUGCAAGAGAUACAACAGUCUCGGACCAUUCUCGGCGAGAUCCGGGGGAUUCUUGAAAGAGGUGGGAGGCAGACCCAGAGAAUCUACGAGGACCAGAAGGAAAGAGUUCUCCUUCAAGAUCUCGCGUCCGACUACGAAGGUUACAAAAACUUCAACCCGCGUAAGGUGGAAGGCACAUGCGAGUGGUUCUUCGACGAUGACAGAUUCCGUAAGUGGCGAGACAGCAACACGUCCAGCCUUCUCUGGGUCUCUGCCGGCCCUGGGUGUGGAAAGUCGGUCCUGUCGCGGGCUCUGAUCGACGACCAUCGGCUAUCCACGAACGUUACGACCUCGACCGUCUGCUAUUUCUUUUUCAAGGACGGAGAUGAACGCCGCAUGCACAGCACCAACGCCUUGUGUGCCAUCCUCCACCAGCUUUUCACACAGGACCCUGCCGGCGGCCUGAUCGGAAAUGCGCUGCCCAGCCAUAAGAACUACGGUGAAAAGCUGACCCAAAACUUCUCUGAGCUCUGGCGAAUCCUGCUGGAGUGUGUCAGAUCCUCGGACACUGGAGAAGUUGUUUGCAUCCUCGAUGCUCUUGAUGAAUGCGAUAAAAGUAGCCGGAAGGAAUUGAUCAACAAGCUUAAAGACUUCUACUGCCAGCCGCACCAUCUGGCCCACUCGUCUUCGAAGCUUAAGUUUCUCAUCACCAGUCGUCCAUACGACAAUUUAGAGGCUUAUUUUGGGAAUUUCCUUACGACAAAGUAUCUGCGAUUCGAUGGCGACGACAAGUCUGCCGACAUCGGCCGCGAGAUCAAUCUGGUCAUCGAUGAGCGCGUAAAUACAGUCAUGGGUAGUUUCAACGCUGAUGAUCGACGCAAGAUUUCCCAACGCCUCAAGAGCAUGGAGAACCGCACAUACCUGUGGCUUUAUCUCAUAUUCGACAUAAUCAAGGAGAACCUGAGUCGAUACGGGAAGCGGUCAAGCUUUGAGAGCCUAUUGUCUGAUAUUCCAUCCCAGGUGUCUGAAGCGUACGAAAAGAUAUUGAGCAGAAGCCAGGAUGAAGAACAAACCGAUAUACUUCUCCGAAUCACCCUCACCGCUGCACGGCCCCUAACUCUCGACGAGACGAACGUUGCGUUGACGUUAGCUUCACAGAAACAACGGUUCGCAUCAUACGCGGCCAACUUAUGCGGCCUCUUCAUCAGCGUCUACGACUCAAAGCUGUCUUUCAUUCAUCAGACAGCGAGGGAAUUCCUCACCAAUCCUCAACGACAAGGCAAGUGGGAAGGGCGCUUGAACAUGCGAAAGUCGCACAGCACGAUGUCACUGGUCUGGCUUCACUAUUUACUGCUGCCAGAUCUCGCAACACCAGCGGCCUCGAGAGAAGGCCACAAAGAGGUCGUCGAGAUGCUGCUUGAUAAGGGCGCCGGCGUCAAUACACAAAGUAGAGGGCGCUACAGCACGGCGCUCCAGGCGGCCUCGGGAGAAGGCUACAAAGAGGUCGUCGAGAUGCUGCUCGAUAAGGGCGCCGACGUUAAUGCACAAGGCGGACAUUACGGCACGGCGCUCCAGGCGGCCUCGUUCCAAGGCCACAAAGAGGUCGUACGAGAUUUUACUCGACUAUCACAUGGAAUGAUCAGAUCGUCCUUUGGCUACCGUUAUAGUACCGGUGCCGUCACAUUCUGCUAUCUCACGCUGGGCUGUCACCACAACCUGUCCCUCUUUACCACAGAUGCGACCAUUUCCCAAUUCUUUCUCACAAGUAGAAAUAUUAGAGGUAGCAACGGGGUCAUUGCCACUGGGAGCUGCGAUGGUACCAUCUCCACCUAGACUUCCAUACGAUAGUGGGUAAGCUUACUCUCCCACCCCUCCUCCUUCGCAUAUAACCGAUUUGAGAGCGAUCAGUUUCCCAGGCCGGAGAACGAAGAGGUUCCCCGUCCUUUACCCGAGGACUUUGCUAUGCGCG
Molecule: messenger RNA, 2863 nt
Organism: Neurospora tetraspora
Lineage: Eukaryota; Fungi; Ascomycota; Sordariomycetes; Sordariales; Sordariaceae
Exons: 5
Coding region: 1-2727 (908 amino acids)
Molecular function (GO): protein binding
Source: RefSeq, a predicted model, not a curated record